UGUACUUGCUGGAAGCGAAUUACGAUUGCGGAAAAUGUCUACGAAAUUUUAUGUUAUACUUUUGCUAGUGAGCUGUCAAAAUGCUUGGGGAUCAAUUCCCAAUUCUUUGGAACUUCGACCUCAAUGUGAUGCGUUCUGCUUCGAUGCCCUGAAACCCAUAUUGGACCACAUAGCCGCCAACCAGAAUCGUUGGAAUACAUGCGAUUCAACAAAACUGGCAGACAUCCAGGGUCGUCUGGACAAAUUGGAGACACAAUUGAAGGAGCAGCAGGAGAAGAUUGCAACAAAAGAGGGAGCCAACACAGAAACCGAUCAGAAAUGUAGCGCUGCAACGGAAAAGUCCACAAAGGAGAUACCAAAGAACUUUGCGAAACUUGGCUCCAAGUAUUAUUAUAUAGAGAGAUUUCAUUUACUUAACUGGUUUGCCGCCCUACACACCUGUCGCCAAAUGGGUGGGCACCUGGCUAGUCCCCAAAACCAAGAGGAGCUAAAUGAGCUCAGGAAAGCAUUACCGACCAAUCGAGCUUACUGGAUAGACAUCAACGACUUGAGCAGCGAGGGGGAAUAUAUGUCGGAGACCUCUGGAAUGCGAGCACCAUUCUUGCAAUGGAGUCCUGGAGAGCCCAAUAAUUAUGAGUCUAAGGAACAUUGUGUGGAGCUGCGAAUGUUGAAAAAUGAUCAGAGUAUGAAUGAUAAUGUAUGCGUUUUUAAACUAUAUUUCAUUUGUGAAAUAGAUGUAGAUUUGUAAUAAAUAAAAGCCGAAUCCUAUGCGAUGGCAAAGCAUUUUAUAAAGUA
Drosophila willistoni is the source of this 795-nucleotide messenger RNA. RefSeq names its product C-type lectin 37Db. The transcript has 2 exons. The record is from RefSeq and is a predicted model, not a curated record. NCBI's taxonomy places the organism in Eukaryota, Metazoa, Arthropoda, Insecta, Diptera, Drosophilidae. Gene Ontology annotation, molecular function: signaling receptor activity. The coding region runs from base 35 to 748 and encodes 237 amino acids.